Aedes albopictus (Asian tiger mosquito) is the source of this 2114-nucleotide messenger RNA. RefSeq names its product allatotropins. Bases 839 to 1384 code for a protein of 181 amino acids. Lineage: Eukaryota; Metazoa; Arthropoda; Insecta; Diptera; Culicidae. The record is from RefSeq and is a predicted model, not a curated record. The transcript has 4 exons.
GAUCUUGUGGAGCAGUAAGCACUUCUUGCUGUGGACCCCAAGGAUACGGUUGACAUACUAGACUUAGCUAACACACAGGAACAAGUGAUCUUCAGGGGCUGUGAAAAGGCUUUUAGAUUAACAUUCUCCUGUAGAGCAAACGGUUUUCAAGUGCGGUACUGUGUCAAAGAAGAAAAAAAGGGGAUUUGGACUUUCAACGGAAGCAAGCGACUUGUGAAUAAUUUCAACGAACGGAAGCUAGAAGAAAGCGUGUCAGGAGAAUUUGAAUCCGGUUCCGCACUUUUCCAUAUGCAUUAUCACAUAAGUGUUGAAAAGUGAAGGAUUGCAUACAAUUUCAACGAGCCAGUAGUGCUCCGGUGCUAUUGUUUGUCCUGUUUCCUAUUCAAAUACUUACAUUUUUACUCCAAACAAAAGGUCAACGCAAGUACAUACAUCUCAGACCCACUUAGAAUAUCUUCUUGGCGGUCCCAUUCUCCGACACAAGUGCUUGGAUAGUGCCGUAACAAUAGAACGGAAAAACGGAAAUCCCUGGGCGGCACGUCACCCAGUGAAUGAAUUUAUGACGCAGAGGGUCUAUGAAUAAAUUUGUAAGUCCGCUAGAUUUGUCGUUAUCGGGAGCCGCCUGGGUAUCCGUGGUGCAACUGGUUGCAAAGUGUGAAGCCGUCGGUCUGCGAAACCGCUCCACGUGGACAGUGAACGUGUAGGUGUUCAACAGAAAAAAAAGUUCAAAGAAAUAGUGCAGCAAAAGCGGGCGGAGCAGUAAUAAAUUUCUCACCAAAAAAACCCCAAGUGCAUCGUGAUAAACCUCUGACGAAUUUAGUAAUCUACUACGAGAGCAAUGGAGAUCACAAAAAUGUCCGCCUGCAGAUGGUUGUUCUUGGUGGUGCUGUGCUCGGUCCUGCUAUGCUGUCACACAUCCAACGCUGGUCCGGCUCACCAGUUGGCCAGUUUGGCGGCGCGGGCCUCGAAGAUUCCCCGUUCGAUACGGGCGCCGUUUAGGAACUCGGAAAUGAUGACGGCCAGAGGGUUUGGGAAACGUCGCGCCCCGAUCGGAAUCAACGUCGGCGGGAGCAGCGGCGGCAGCAGUGGCAGCGCCGGCGUCAAACACAUGAUUGAAGAAGCGGCACCUUGGGGCUACGAUAAACGUGAGGCGGGAAAACUUAUCGAAGAGCUCGCCGCCGACAAUGCAGAUCCGGUGCAGCAGAUAAUUGGUGAACAGGAAAGCUUCCCCUUGGACUGGUUCGUCAGCGAAAUGUCUUCAAAUCCUGCCCUGGCGAGGACAAUCCUGCAACGUUUCGUGGACAGCAACAGAGACGGACUGGUAACAACGAAUGAGUUGCUCAGCUCCCCGUCCAGUGCUGGUGAUAGCAACGACCUGUUCUAAGACUAUCCAUUACCAUUCCAAACAAAUUGCAAUCCUUUAAGCAGCCACCCUCCAAUCCCACCGAUGAUGUAUUUUAAACAGAUUCUCACACAAUCGAAUCGAAUCAAAAUUACCCGAAAACUCUUUCGACAUCGCUUAGUACUUGUUAAGCGUUGAACGAUGAAACCAGAGAGGAAGUCUUGUAAAUUACAGAUAUAAACGUAAAUGUUAGCUCUUCUCUUUAAAGAUUGGUUCUUCAAUUGCGGAGGUUGUUACUCCGCGAUACGUUAGGCACUGUAGCAUUAGAAACAGAAAUAAAAACUGUUGAUUUGUGAUGUUGCUUAGUUUAUAUGUAGCAAUAUGAUGUAUUGAUUUAGUUUAUGAGUUGCGGUUCAUACCAGAAUGGCAUGGGAAGAAUGCUGAAUACGACUGAUAGGUCCAAAGAGACGGAAAUCUUGAAAUAAUCAACGAAGGCUGGAAGUUGUGUUAUUUUUGGGGUUCCGUACGAGCAUGAAGCAAAAUGGUGUUUUAGACAGUCAGCUACACGCAAAAAAGAUGACAUUAUUUAAUAGGCACGUUAAAAUGGAACAUCAUUAGUUCUGGAUAAUUGUGAAAAAUGAGAGAAAGCUACCUUACUAACGAAAAGAUAUCAAACCAAAGCACUGUAUUAUACAUAAUUAAACUGCAGAGAAGUUAUAUUGUGCAAGGAAAACUUACAAAAUGCAAUAGAAAAAUAAAACUUGAAAACUAG